GGGCAGAAUAUCUCGAUGCAUAAUGCAGUCGGUGGGGCCAUGACGGGGCCCGGAGCUCACCAGCUUGGCAGCACCCGGAUGCCCAACCACGACACCAGCGUAGUGAUUCAGCAAGCCAUGCCAUCACCCCAGUCCAGCUCUGUCAUCACACAGGCACCUUCCACCAAUCGCCAGAUCGGGCCUGUCCCAGGCUCUCUAUCUUCUCUGCUACAUCUCCACAACAGACAGAGACAGCCCAUGCCAGCCUCCAUGCCCGGGACCCUGCCCAACCCUACAAUGCCUGGAUCUUCCGCCGUCUUGAUGCCGAUGGAGAGACAAAUGUCCGUGAACUCCAGCAUCAUGGGGAUGCAGGGUCCAAACCUCAGUAAUCCCUGUGCUUCUCCCCAAGUCCAGCCAAUGCAUUCAGAAGCCAAAAUGAGGUUGAAGGCUGCGUUGACUCACCACCCUGCUGCCAUGUCAAACGGAAAUAUGAACACCAUGGGCCACAUGAUGGAAAUGAUGGGCUCCCGGCAGGACCAGACGCCGCACCAUCACAUGCACUCGCACCCGCAUCAGCACCAGACGCUGCCACCCCAUCACCCCUACCCACACCAGCACCCAGCACACCAUCCUCACCCUCAGCCCCACCACCAGCAGAACCACCCCCAUCACCACUCCCACUCCCACCUUCAUGCGCACCCAGCACAUCACCAGACCUCGCCACACCCGCCCCUGCACACCAGCAACCAAGCACAGGUUUCACCAGCAACGCAACAGAUGCAGCCAACCCAGACAAUACAGCCGCCCCAGCCCACAGGGGGGCGCCGGCGAAGGGUGGUGGACGAGGAUCCCGACGAGAGGCGGCGGAAAUUUCUGGAAAGGAACCGGGCAGCUGCCACUCGCUGCAGACAGAAGAGGAAGGUCUGGGUGAUGUCACUGGAAAAGAAAGCAGAAGAACUCACCCAGACGAACAUGCAGCUUCAGAAUGAAGUAUCCAUGUUGAAAAACGAGGUGGCACAGCUGAAACAGUUGUUGUUAACACAUAAAGACUGCCCAAUAACAGCCAUGCAGAAAGAAUCACAAGGAUAUCUAAGUCCGGAGAGUAGCCCUCCUGCAAGUCCCGUCCCAGCUUGCUCCCAGCAGCAAGUCAUCCAGCAUAACACCAUCACCACUUCCUCUGCAGUCAGCGAGGUCGUAGGAAGCUCCACCCUCAGUCAGCUCACCACUCACAGAACAGACCUGAAUCCGAUUCUUUAAACUGCAUGGGUCAGACCUUGCCUCCAAGAAGAGCUGUAGCAUACCAUGCGUCCUUUCUUUUAAGGGCAUUUUUAGAAUUAACUCAGACCUGGAAGACUCCUCAGCCCUUCAAAGACUGGCUUUCAUUUUUAUAGUUAUUAUGGAAAUGUUGUCUUUUAUACUUAGUUAUAUAAGAAAAAAGGGAGUUAUGCAAUUAAUAUCUAUCAGCUUGGGAAAUGCUUUGGUGCUUUUCUCCACUUUUCUGGUACCAGUUACUUGUUUAUAAACUGAACCUUUUCUGUAUAUAGUCAUGGUUUCCAUCUUAUCAGUCCAACUCUUUGCCUGAAACAUUGAAUCUUGUUAAACCAUAGCUUUCAGCCAAAAGGAGGCGUACUUAGAUGUCAAAUAAGACAAGAUCCAAGGCAACUGGGUAGGAAAUCUGAUGGCAUCAUAACUCAUGUUGAGUUUGCACUGUGAUGUCACCAGAAUCCCAGAUAAAUACGCAGCCUUUCCCACAAUUUUGUUUCUCUUACUGUAAAGGAUUAUAAGAUCUAUCGAUGUCCAAAUAAACCCACCAGGCGUCUCACCACCUCUCCUCUCCUCCUGGGCCACUUGCUCCAGUGCCCAAUUUUCCUGUCCAUUUCUGCUUUCUCUGGGCUCCCUGUGCACUCUUCUUUUGACUUUCUUCUGUUUUAUUUUUUUCCCUUUAGCAUUGCAUGUGAAGAAAAAAAAUAAUGUUUAAAGAGAAAAAAAAGCAGUCCUCAAACAUGGGGACCUAGUUGUUGCUUCACUUGCCUGCAACCCACAGCUGGAGUUCAUUCCAUUCUUGCUUUUCACAAAAUAGUAACCAGGAGAUGUUUAAUGUGCCUGAUUUAAUGUUUUUAAUAAUCAGAGCAAAUAAAAGGUGGUUUAGUUACAGGUGAAGCAGUGUUGAACGCCAGCUGUGGAGACACUGGGGAAGGGAGCUUUGUAAGCCUCGAUUGUGCAAGUCCAAUUAUGAUGCGGGGCUGUAACAUCACACCCUUGAAUUACAACUGGUUUUAUACGGCCUGUCUAUAAUGUUGAAAAUCCACGUACUCUAUAAUAAUUCAGAAGGGCUCUGUUCACUACACAGAUUACAUUGUUCAAUCAUCAGCUGCUAAUAGCCUAAGAUUUAUUAUUUUUUUUCUUAAGCCUAUGGAACCGGCUUUGCUGUUCUGGUGGGGGAGAGUAGACCACUGGAGAAACAAAGAGGGAAAGAAAACCCAGUGUUUCCACGGGCGCACUUUCAGCCUCCCACAGCAGUUAAAGUGCUCUUCGGCUGCUGAAGGAAGCCCAUGGACAUGGCACAGGCCACUCCACUCGUUCGCAUAAUUCCGAUUUAUAUUUUCAGUGACUUAUGAAGACUUGCCCAUUAUAAAAAGCAUAUAUUCCCCAAACCACAGUUGUGCCUCCUUGAAACAAGCCAUUCUACUGUGCUAAUGAUUUAGUAUUGCAUCUCACAAGCAACAGGGGCUAAUGUUUCUCUAUAGCAGUCUAGGAAGGUGCUGGGUUUCAUCUCCAUUUGAAUGCUCGACCUCCUAACGGGUGUGUGUGUGUGUGUGUGUGUGUGUGUGUGUGUGUAUGUAUGUUCAUGCAUUUUAAAAGAACAGUAUUUUACAAAAGGUGUAGCUUUUAUAAGAGUUCAGAAAAGGGAAGGAUGCGGUUUUUUCUCUAAUUAUAGUGUAAGAAUCUAUUUUGGAGAAAAAAAGAAAAUAUGAGGGUCGCGAAGCAUGAUUUUUAUAACUAGUUUCAGUUUUAUCUAGUAACUUACUUUUUAAAUCAAUGUUUAUCAACAAUCUUUCCAUGUAUGCAGUGCUUUCAAAGAUGGUUUUGAGCGUCCAAUGAAAUUUAUGACUUGGAUAUAUUGUCUAAGAAUCAAAAAACAAAAACAAAAACAAAAAAAAAAAAGAAAAGAGAAAAAAAGAAAAAAUG
Molecule: messenger RNA, 3168 nt
Organism: Galeopterus variegatus (Sunda flying lemur)
Lineage: Eukaryota; Metazoa; Chordata; Mammalia; Dermoptera; Cynocephalidae
Gene: CREB5
Product: cAMP responsive element binding protein 5
Exons: 7
Coding region: 16-1236 (406 amino acids)
Biological process (GO): regulation of transcription by RNA polymerase II
Molecular function (GO): cAMP response element binding; DNA-binding transcription factor activity, RNA polymerase II-specific
Source: RefSeq, a predicted model, not a curated record